CACACACUUGCACAUAUAUUUAUCAAUCAAUCAACUAAUUUAUUGAUUGAUUGGGUAAACAUUUUUUCUCUGACUUUUAUCGUUUACUACCUGUAUAACGGCAAUUUUUUUUAUGAUGAUGUAAAAAAUUAUCGCCAAACACGCCAAUACUUUGAAUAGAUGAUUGUGAACAAUUUUUUUUCUACCACAUAUAUAUAAAUAUUAAUGCGGUAAAGAUGUCAUAUAUCGAUGACGUUUGGUUACGAUUACAACUUCAUUAAUUCCAUCAUCGAUCUUCAUCAUUCAUCAUCAUUAUUGUAUCGAUAUAUGAUAUACUCCUACACGUCAGAACAUAGAAUCAUUGAAUUUUCCAGAAUCAUAUUAUUAUUGUGUUUAUGAGUGCAUGUGUUCAUAUGUGAUGUUCUUUUCCUGUGAUCAUCGUCUACUGGCCAUCAUAUUGUGUUCGAUUUGAAUAUUUUAUUAUUUGGUGUUUAUAUGUGAAUUCUAAUUUGCAAAAAGAAAACAAAAACAUACGAAAAUGUUUUCAAAAAUCAAAGGAAAAGUGCUUGGUCGAUCAGGCAAAGGUAGUCUAAAAAUCAAAAUACCGGAUACGACACAACAAAAAUCAAAUGGAUCAACAUUACCAGCCAGCACUAAAAUCAUUAUGGAUUCUUGUAAAGAAAAUGUUGACCAUAAAAGUUCAACACUUACACCUAAUAAUGUAGUCAAAUCAUCAAUAACUGGUUCAAUUGAUUCAUCACAUACAUCUGCUUCAUCAUCAUCAACAUCAUCGAAUAAUUCAUCAUCAUAUCAUACAGCAAAUGAUGUAGAUUUCAAUAUAAAAGAAUUGCUUGAAGGUCGAAUCGAUUUAAAAGUCCGUAUUAGACAUUUAAAUCAGGAAACAAAUUUUAGUGUUGAACGUCAGAUGCCAUUAUAUGAUGUGCUGGUCAUCAUUGCCAAUCAAUUUAGUUUGAAUCCAGCCGAUUAUUCAAUCAUUGCUUCUGCUGAUGAUGAUGAUCAAGGUGAUGAUAAUGGAAACAAAACUCAAAAAAUGAUAACAUUAAAAUCAAAUCCUGUCGGUUUAAUUGGAACGGAUCGAAUUUCAAUAGUGCCAAAAAUACGUAAAAAUCGUAACAAUAAUGGUCUUCCAUUUACAAAAACAAUUCGUUUCACAAUAAAUUUACCACAAAAUCAAUUGAUGGUCAAACGUAUUCAACCAUCUACCAGUUUUCAUGUGAUCAAAGAAAUGAUUUGCAAAGAAAAAUCUCUAGAUUCAUCACGUUUUUUAUUAGUCAAACCGAUUAAAAAAUCUGAAUCAUUAGUAGUGAUUGAUUUGGACCAAUCACCUGAUGAUUAUGGUAUAAAUGAAGUGACUGUAAUAUCACAACGAAAUUAUGAACAAUUAGCCAAACAAUUCACAACCAGUUCACGUUCAUCAUUAUAUAUUGGAAUGAACGAUGAUAUCGAUGAUAAUGGCCAUUCAAAUCGUCUAAAUGCUCAACAAAAUGAUUGGAGUCAAUCAACGCCAAAUUUAUCAAUUAUGAAUAGUAUGAAUCGAAUGUCGACAACACAAUCGGAUACAUGUUCGAUUGCUUCAUCUCGUAGUCGAUGUUUUAAGAAGAAACCAGCACCACCACCUCCAUUAUUUCAGAACAAUGGUCAUAAUUCAUCACCAACCAAAUCAGUACAAAAUCUAAGCGUAAUUCAUGAUGAUGGCGAAGAAAUUGAACAAGAGCCAGAUACCGCACUUACAUCCACACCAUCGGAUUCAUAUUUUGAUUCAUCGAAAUUAACCAGAUCAAUAACAGCAGAUGAAAUAGUCGUUAAAAAUCAACCAAAACCACAAAAUACAAACAUUAGUGAUAUGCAUAAAAUACGGUUAAUUCGACAAAAUUCUGGUUCUGAUUCCAGUGGUUAUCAUGAACGACUAUCACAAGCAACAAACGAAAUCGACACACCAACACCAACCGAUUCAAAUUCACCACAGCCACCAUCUUCUCUUUCACCUGUAUCGAAUAAUUCUUCUGAACAAUAUGAUGAUAAUCAAAAAUCAAUUGACAUUGAUGAUACGGACAAUAACAAACUAGUCAAUGAGAAAACAAUUCAUUCAUCAUCAUCAUCAUCACAAAUAAAAUUAGCUACUGAACCUCCAAAACCAGCAUCAAGAUCGUUAAAAUCCAAUCCAUCAUUUAAUCACACAAAUUCCAAAAAACGACGUGCUCCUAUGCCUCCUGUACGUUCCAAACGAUCCAGUCCAAUUCCACCAUCAACUACACCUACUUCACCUUCUCUACAAAUAAUUAGCUCGAAUAAUAAUUCAAUAGAUUCAUAUAAUAGUAGUAGUCGAAUAGAAUCACCAUGUUGUACGGAAACAAGUGAAACAGAAUUGCCAAAUUCACUUUGUUGUUCAGAGGAAUCUAAUCAAGAGCUUCCAUCUAAAUCAUUGAAUCUGAUUGAUGAAUUAUCCGCAACAAGUCCUACAUCACCAUCGGUUACAGAUACUAUUGAUCAAAAUGAAAAUGAUUUUAAAAUCGAUACGCCAACAACAGAUGGCGAAAGUGAUGCCAAAAAUGAUUUACAAAUUCAAAAAAUUUCCAAUAAUCAAGAUGAAGAACAAUUUGUACAAACCACAUUGAAUACGACUGUGAUUAUGGCCGAAAUUCAUCAUCAAGAACCUAAUAUUGUUGAAAAUCGUAUUGAAACCAACGAAUUGAAUAAUAUGGAACAUACAAAUGAUGAUGAUGGCCCAAAUGAAAUUGUUGAUGAUAAAAAGGUCAAUGUCGAAAUGGCUACGGAUGACGUUGUUGUUGUUGUUGUCGAACCUGAUGUCGACCUAAAUACAAAUGAUGUUAAUAAUAUUGUUUUAGAAACUGAAAACAACGAAUGUAACAAAAUAUCGGACAUUGUUUUGAAUGAACAACAACAACAACAAAAAGAGAUACAAAAAAAACGAUCACGUUGGCUACAAUUAUUGGAUGAAUAUGGCCAAGAUGAAGACGAUAGUAAUAAUGAACAAAAUAAUGUAUGCACACAUAAUGAUGGCCAACAACAAUGUAAUGAAUGUCGUUAUUAUAUUGAAAAUUUUGAUCGUUUACGUUUAAAAUUUCAAAAUUUGAAUGAUGAUCAUCAAACAGCGUCAACAUCAGGUGAACAAAAAUCAGUGCAAAACGACAACGAAACAACAACGAUAAAAGAGCCUGAAGUGAUUGACGGCAAUAUUAAUGAAAAUUAUUAUCCUGCGCAUCAACAACAACAACAACAGCAGCAGCAGCAACAACAACAUCAAUCAGACAACAGCGAUAAAAUUGAUGUCGAUGUUCAAACAGCCACAAACACCAAUGAUAAUAACAAAAAUGGUAUUGUUACCGUUGAAUUAAUCGAUAAAAUUGCCAACGGUAACCAAGUUGACAACGAAGAAAUGAAACAAAAAUCUGUUGAUGGUGGUAGUGAACCACUUGUUGUCGUUUCAGAUUGGCAACAGCGAUCAUCAACAUCGAACAAUGAUGUUAAAUUCACAUCGAUAAUUAAUAAUGAUAAAAUUAAUGGAAAUAAAAUCGAAACCAACAAUAAUGACCCAAUUGGAAUUUCGGAAAAUCUUGAUGAACAAGUAGAAGUUGCGCUAAAUGAAUUGAAUAAUACAUUAGAUCAAUGUGCAGCCACAAAUUCAUUCAAUGAUGAUGAGGAUGUUGAUGGUAAAAUGUCAUCAACAAAUAGUUCUCAUAUUAAUGUUAAUGAUCAAAUUAAAACAACAACAACACAACCGACUUCAUCAUCAACACAAUCAUCAUCUGGUCGUACAACCAAAGUAGUGAUUAAAUCAAUGUACGAUAAUAAUAACAAUGGUAUCAAUCGAUUAUCAUCCAGUUCAUUUUCCGUACGUGAUGGUAUACGUAAAUUUAAUACUAUAAAUGUUUCAAAUCAAGAUUUAUCUAGUCUACGUUCAACAGUGAAUCCAUUCGUUCGACGAUCAACAUCGAAAAUUUGUCAUGAUGAUUGUGAUGAAAUGCCAAAAGUGAAUAGAAAAUUAAAAAAUUUUCAAAUUGGUUCAUUCGUUGAAUGUCGUCCGGCUGUCGAUAUUUAUCAACAGAAUAAACCAAUGAUAAUGACCAAUGUUGUUCAAAAAAAUAAUAAUAACAAUAAUACGAAAACUUCAUCAACUGUAAUCACAAUCAAUUCAACGAAAACAACAGCUACCAUAAUCAAUGGUGUUGCGAAUAAUUUAUCAUCUGUUGUUGUCUCGAAUAAUAAUAAUAAUAUUAAUAAUAAUAAUCAUGAUGAUAAAUCAAUGAGGAACCAAAAACCAGCCUUAAUAAUUAAGGAUGAUCAUGAUAAACAUCAUAAUUAUAGCAAUCAAAGCAAUAAAUCAUCAAUAUCAGCGAAUAAUAUAGAACCAACAACAAUAGAACAGCGUCCAAACAACAAUCGACCAAUGUCGGCCUAUGUAAUCAACAACAAUAAUCUGAAUGAUGAUAAAAACAGAUUCGCAAAACAACAUUCGAAUGGCUUUGCAACCAAAUUGUCACCAUCCUCCUCAUCAUCAUCUUCGGCAACAGAUUUCUUACAAGAACUUAAAAUCAAAAGUAAAACCUGGAGUCAUCGUAAUGGAAUAGAAUUCUCAAAUGCAGCUUACGAUGAAGUCGAUGAUCAAACGUCGGAACCAAGAAAGAUGAAUGGUUCUGUUUUCAAUGAGCGUAAAAAUGACGAUAGUAUAUCGAUUCCAACUUCGGCGCCGCCGCCACCGCCACCGCCACCACCACCACCACCAGCACCAUCACAAUUAAUACAACCAGUCAAUCGUAUGGUUACAUCACAGAAAUUGUUUGCACCGAAAGGAUGGAAUCAAAAUGGUUCGGCAAAACCGGGCAAUAUUCGUUCACCAUUACGUAGUAUUUCGAUGGAUUUAUCGAAAACUAAUAAAUCGCCAGUCGAUUCUCGUUGUGCACUUUUGAAUGAAAUUAAAAAUUUUCACAAUAAUUCCCGAUUAAAAAAGGUUACAAGCAAUCAGCCAUUCAGUCUAAAAAUGAACUGAUUCCUAUGAAAAAUGUUUUAUCCUCAAUCAUGACAAUCAGAUUUAUUUACCCCCAAUUCAUUAUUGUGAUUUCCUUGUUUUAUGAAUUUGUUUUUUUUUCUUUUUUUUUCUCUCUUCAUAAACAUAAAACAUUGUCACACACUAUCGCGUUUGACAUCAUUAUCGUUCACACAUUAUUUGUUUGAUCUAUUGUCUUUUUAAUCAAUGCAAUCUUUCAUCUUUUCCGAUUUAACUGGCCUCAGAAUUUUGUUUUUUUUAUUAUUAUAAUAAAUGUAAUAAAAAUGAAUUUAUAUG
This is a messenger RNA of Dermatophagoides farinae (American house dust mite), 5302 nucleotides long. NCBI's taxonomy places the organism in Eukaryota, Metazoa, Arthropoda, Arachnida, Sarcoptiformes, Pyroglyphidae. The record is from RefSeq and is a predicted model, not a curated record.